Oncorhynchus keta (chum salmon) is the source of this 3654-nucleotide messenger RNA. Its product is annotated as 5-hydroxytryptamine receptor 5A-like. The transcript is spliced from 3 exons. Gene Ontology annotation, cellular component: plasma membrane. Gene Ontology annotation, molecular function: G protein-coupled serotonin receptor activity. The record is from RefSeq and is a predicted model, not a curated record. NCBI's taxonomy places the organism in Eukaryota, Metazoa, Chordata, Actinopteri, Salmoniformes, Salmonidae. Gene Ontology annotation, biological process: adenylate cyclase-activating adrenergic receptor signaling pathway. The coding region runs from base 194 to 1252 and encodes 352 amino acids.
GCUCUAGGUCCACACGAAGAGCAACAAAGUGAACACAUGGAAAAGCAAAAGAUUGAGCGAGAAGUCCGUUCUUUUCCCAUGUAGGACUCGUUUCUUCUGAGAUGUGGGGAUAUCAGAAGCCUUCCCUGUGACGGACCUGUCUGACCAUAUUAAGCCAGCUGGGCUGUGUGACCACUGCUGAACACUGUUGAACAUGACUGAGCCCAACAUGAGCCUAGUGACCACCAACAUCAGCGGGGCCGGGAGCGACAACCUGGGGUAUGGAACAGGGAACUUCUACCGUCCGUUUUCGGUGUUCAGCGUGCUAACCCUCACCCUGCUAGCCAUGCUGGUGGUGGCCACCUUUGUUUGGAACCUCCUGGUUCUCCUCACCAUCCUGAGGGUGCGGACCUUCCACCGUGUGCCCCACAACCUGGUGGCUUCCAUGGCCAUUUCAGACGUGAUGGUGGCUGCCCUGGUCAUGCCACUGAGCCUGGUACACGAGCUCAAUGGGCGGCUGUGGAAGCUUGGCCGCGUGCUCUGCCAAGUGUGGAUCUCCUUCGACGUGCUCUGCUGCACGGCCAGCAUCUGGAACGUGACCGCCAUCGCCCUGGACCGCUACUGGUCCAUCACCAGACACUUGGAAUACACGCUCAAGACUCGCAAGAGGAUCUCCAAUGUGAUGAUCGUACUCACCUGGCUGCUGUCCUCAGUCAUCUCCCUGUCGCCACUGUUCGGCUGGGGUGAGACCUACUCAGAGGAGGGCAUGGAGUGCCAGGUGAGCCAGGCACCCUCCUACACCAUCUUCUCCACCUUCGGAGCGUUCUACCUGCCGCUGUGCGUGGUGCUCUUCGUCUACUGGAAGAUCUACAAGGCGGCCAAGUUCCGCAUCGGCUCGUGCAAGACCAACACCAUCACGCCUAUGGCUGAGGUGAUUGAGGUGAAGGAGGCAUCGGGGCAGCCCCAGAUGGUGUUUACUGUGCGCCACGCUACGGUGACCUUUCAGAUGGACGGCGACACGUGGCGCGAGCAGAAGGAGAAGAAGGCGGCGCUGAUGGUGGGCAUACUGAUCGGUGUCUUCGUCCUCUGCUGGAUCCCCUUCUUCCUCACAGAGCUCAUCAUCCCACUGUGCCACUGCGACAUUCCGCCCAUCUGGAAGAGCAUCUUCCUGUGGCUGGGCUACUCCAACUCCUUCUUCAACCCACUAAUAUACACAGCUUUCAACAAGAACUACAACAACGCCCUGAAGAACCUGUUCUCCCGCCAACACUAAGCCUGGGGAUGAGGGCUGGAGGACGAGGGCUGGAGGACAAAACUGACAGUGUAAAAUAACGGUUAAAAUCAGCGGGUCCUAUCGUCUCUGACCACAGAACAUUGGCCAUAAUUUUUGUUUCAUUUAACACUGAGGCCAGGGCAGAGACUAAGGCUGAGACCACAGGAGUUUGGUGGCACCUUAAUUGAGGAGGACGAGCUUGUGGUUAAUGGCUGGAGCAGAAUAAGUGGAAUGGUAUCAAAUACAUCAAACAAAUGGUGUCCACGUGUUUGAUGCCCUUACAUUCGUGCCAUUCCAGCCAUAAUUAUGAGCCAUGCUCCCCUCAGCAGGCUCCUGUGGCCGAGACUAAGGUUGGGGAUAAGGCAGAGGCAGAGAAUGGGGCUGAGGCUCAGGCUCAAGCUGAACCACACGAACAGCCACUUCACCAGGAGGCUAGUUCAAUCAGAGCUAGAGAGCAAAUCUGACAAACCAGCACAGGCUCUAUUAGCGUCUCCUUUCCCAACUCUGCAUCAACCAAGUUCUUGCGAAUCAGCUUGUUGAAAGACUUUCAGAACUUUUACGAUGUUUUUACAUCAAAUCAAGUUUUAUUUGUCACAAAUUUGAAAAAGCUAUCAAAAAGUUAAUUUACAUAACAAUAAUGAGGCUAUAUACAGGGGGUACCGAGCCAAUAUGCAGGGGUACAGGUUAGUCGAGGUAAUUUGUAAAGUGACUAUGCAUAGAUAAUAAACAGUAAGUAGCAGCAAUGUAGAAACAAAGGAGGGGGGUCAAUGUAAAUAGUCCGGGUGGCCAUUUGUUUAGUUGUUCAGCAGUCUUAUGGCUUUGGUUGUAGAAGCUGUUAAGGAGCCUUUUGGUCCUAGACUCCACGUCGCAGAACCACUUGCCAUGCGGUAGCAGAGAGAACAGUCUAGGACUUGGGUGACUGGAGUCUUUGACAAUCUUUCUCUGACACCGCCUAGUAUAUAGGUUCUGGAUGUCAGGAAGCUUGGCCCCAGUGAUGUACUGGGCAGUGUGCACUACCCUAGCGCCUUAUGGUUGGAUGCCGAGCAGUUGCCAUACCAGUCAACAGGUCAGGAUGCUCUCGAUGGUGCAGCUGUAGAACUUUUUGAGGAUAUGCGACCCAUUCCAAAUGUUUCAGUCUCCUGAGGGAAAAAGUUGUUGUGCCCUCUUCACAACUAUCUUGGUGUGUUUGGACCAUGAUUGUUUGUUGGUGAUGUGGACACCAAGGAACUUCAAACUCUCAACCCGCUCCACUUCAGUUCCGUCGAUGUUAAUGUGGCCUGUUUGGCCCUCCAAUUCCUAAACUCCACGAUCAGCUCCUUUGUCUUGCUCACAUUAGGAGUGAGGUUGCUGUCCUGGAACCACACCGCCAGGUCUCUGACCUCCUCCCUAUAGGCUGUUUCAUCAUUGUCAGUGUCCAUGACUACCACUGUUGUGUCGUCAGCAAACUUAAUGAUGGUGUUGGAGUCGUGCUUGGCACGCAGUUGUGGGUGAACAGAGAGUACAGCAGGGGACUAAGCAUGCACCCCUGAGGAUCAUUGUGGCAGUUGAGGAUCAGUGUUGAUCCCCUGCAGAUGUGUUGUUGCCUAUCCUUACCACCUAGGGGUGGCCCAUCAGGAAGUCCAGGAACGAAUUGCAGACAGAGGUGUUUAGUCUCAGGGUUCUUAGCUUAGUGAUGAGUUUUGAGGGCACUAUGAUGUUGAACGCUGAGCUGUAGUCAAGGAACAGCAUUCUCACGUAGGUGUUCCUUUUGUUCAGGUGGGAAAUGGCAGUGCGGAAUGCUAUAGAGGUUGCAUCAACUGUGGAUCUGUUGGGCCGGUACGCACAUUGUAGUGGGUCUAGGGUUUCUGGGAUGAUGGUGUUGAUGUGAACCAUGACCAGCCUUUUUACCUCAUUCAUGCUGGUAGAAAUUAGGUAAAAACGGAUUUAAAUGUUCCUGCAUUAAAGUCCCCGGUCACUAGGAGCGCCACUUCUGUGUGAGCAUUCACUUGAUUGUGAAUGGCAUUACAUAGCUCAUUGAGUUUGGUCUUAGUGCCUACAUCGGUUUGUGGUGGUAAAUAGACAUCUACAAAACCCACAAUUGGUUAGGAGCCCGUUUAACAGCAGCCAUCCCCUCCGACGCCAUUCUCCAGCCUUCAUUGUGUUUUCGCAUGCAUAUAACCAACAAAACUGUGGACUACAUUGUACAAGUAGAUAACAAUCUAGGGACUACAUUACAAUCCGUGGAUUUAACAACCAUCAAUUCACUCUGAAGCUUUUUAACAACCAUAGAUUCACCACAUGAAUAGAAAAGAUUGUUGUCCUCAAACCGAAGUUAUCAAACAUAACUGUGAUCAUCUUGUAAUUGACUACACCAUUUUGAGAAAGUACAGAUUUAGGUUGCUGUAUCCAAAUAAGAUUAUACU